AUGGAAUCUGAGUACAGGGAGUUACAGUCGUCCAUGCAGGAGGAGAUGAGCAUGUCAAAAGCAGAAUCCAAUGCUACCGACAAAAGUAGCAACAUUAAAACCUUCACCAAGAUCCUGGACAGCCUCCUUGAUGGCUAUGACAACAGACUGAGACCUGGUCUAGGAGACAGAGUGACAGAGGUCAAAACGGACAUCUACGUCACCAGCUUCGGUCCGGUAUCAGACACAGAUAUGGAAUACACAGUGGAUGUAUUUUUCCGCCAAAGGUGGAAGGAUGAGAGGCUGAAGUUCCACGGACCAAUGAACAUCCUGCGUCUCAACAACCUGAUGGCGAGUAAGAUCUGGACCCCUGACACGUUCUUCCACAAUGGCAAGAAGUCGGUGGCCCACAACAUGACCAUGCCCAACAAGCUGCUGAGGAUCAUGGAGGAUGGCACGCUGCUCUACACCAUGAGAUUAACAGUUCGAGCUGAGUGUCCAAUGCACCUGGAAGACUUUCCCAUGGACUCCCACUCAUGUCCCCUCAAGUUCGGCAGCUAUGCUUACACCAAGGCCGAGGUCACGUACAUCUGGACUCGGAAUGCUUCUCAGUCAGUGGAGGUAGCAGCUGACGGAUCCAGGCUCAACCAAUAUGACCUGCUUGGCCAAACGAUGGGGAAGGAAACCAUCAAAUCCAGCACUGGUGAAUACACCGUCAUGACCGCCCACUUCCAUCUGAAGAGGAAGAUUGGCUACUUUGUGAUUCAAACAUACCUGCCGUGCAUCAUGACAGUCAUCCUCUCCCAGGUCUCCUUCUGGCUCAACCGGGAAUCUGUGCCAGCUCGAACCGUCUUCGGUGUAACUACAGUGCUAACAAUGACAACCUUGAGUAUUAGUGCCCGCAAUUCCCUACCAAAGGUGGCCUAUGCUACAGCUAUGGAUUGGUUCAUCGCUGUCUGCUAUGCCUUUGUGUUCUCUGCGCUCAUUGAAUUUGCUACCGUCAACUACUUCACCAAGCGAGGCUGGGCCUGGGAUGGAAAGAGUGUGGUGAAUGAUAAGAAAAAGGAAGUGGUUGUUAUGAAGAACAAUGCGUAUGCUGUGGCUGUGGCCAACUACGCCCCCAAUAUCACAAAAGACUCAACACUGCCCACCAUCUCCAAGUCUGCAGCCGCGGAUAGCAGCAAGACCAAAGGGGAGGCCAAGCCCGAGCAAGACAAGAAAACCUUCAACAGCGUCAGCAAGAUCGACCGCAUGUCCCGCAUCACGUUCCCGGUGCUUUUCGGCAGCUUCAAUCUGGUCUACUGGGCCACCUACCUGAACAGAGAACCCGUCAUUAAAGAUCUAGAUCAUUCCACAUGA
Messenger RNA from Lampris incognitus (smalleye Pacific opah), 1338 nucleotides. It is a transcript of the gene gabra2a, whose product is annotated as gamma-aminobutyric acid type A receptor subunit alpha2a. Gene Ontology annotation, cellular component: postsynapse; GABA-A receptor complex; neuron projection. Gene Ontology annotation, molecular function: GABA-gated chloride ion channel activity; GABA-A receptor activity; benzodiazepine receptor activity. The transcript is spliced from 9 exons. The record is from RefSeq and is a predicted model, not a curated record. NCBI's taxonomy places the organism in Eukaryota, Metazoa, Chordata, Actinopteri, Lampriformes, Lampridae. Bases 1 to 1338 code for a protein of 445 amino acids. Gene Ontology annotation, biological process: nervous system process; gamma-aminobutyric acid signaling pathway; monoatomic ion transmembrane transport.